AUGGCUAAGGGCGAUAGGGUUCGAGCCCUCCCCGCGUUUCGCGCUCUCCGCCCUCCCGUACGGCGGCGCACCCCCCUCCCCCCCCUCGCUCCGAUUUUUCCCUCCCCGUGUUUCGCGCUCUCCGCCCUCCCGUACGGCGGCGCACCCCCCUCCCCACCACCCCCCUCGCUCCGAUUUUUCCUUGUCCGUACGGCGUGGCGUUACCGUCCCCCGCUCACCCUCCGUCCUCUCCUCCUUCGUUUCGUAGCCGCGACGUCAACGCUCUCCUCCCUCGGGAACACCGUCGCAUCCUCCGGUACGACGCGGCGUUGCUCCCCUCGCCGUCCUUUCGUCCUCUCCGCCUUCGUGGUGACGCCUCUCCGCCUUCGAUCGCCAUGUUGCCUGUCCCGUCCGAUAGCUCUCCGCCUUCUCUCGCCCUGUUGCCUGUCCCGUCCGACAUCCCGUCUGCCUUCUCCCGUACUCUCCGCCUUCUCUUGCCCUGUUGCCUGUCCCGUCCGCCAUCCCGUCUGGGAGGUGGCGUUGUGCCGUCGGUCGUGUGGGCCGCGACUUUUCCUCCACCGCACCUUCUCAGCUGUACAGCCCGGCGUGGCUUCUUCCUACGGUCGGAGAGUGUAUGGAAGUGCCUUCCGCGUUUUGCGCGAGCGCAGGCGGGGGCGGACGGGCGGGCGAGCGCGCGGCGCGCCGACGCAGGCGCGAGUAGAACGGGCCGGCGAGCGGAGGCCGCUGGGCGAGGCGCCUGGGCGGGCGGGCCAGCGUGGGCCGGCGCAGACGCGAGCCGGCGCGGAGUUGUGUUGCCCGACUUCUCCUCCCAUACCCCUCCCCUACAUGGCAGAGAUCCUUUGUAAGCUUAUUGAGGAUUGUGCUGGGCUCAAAGGAUAUGGCUCAGAGAUUGUUCUCGAUCUGUUUUCUGGAACUGGGACCAUUGGUUUGACCCCUGCACAAAAGGUAAGGCAUGUUUACGGUUACGAAGUGGUGGUUGAAGCUAUCUCAGAUGCUCAAAGAAAUGAUGAGCUGAAUGGCAUACAUAAUGCCACAUUGUUCAAGAAGAUCUUAAUAAAAUUAAUGACUCUUUUGGGAAUGAUUUUCCAAGCUCUGACAUCGUCAUUUCAGGCUUAUUCGAAGCCAGCAGCGGUUUGGACGGCCUGUUCAGAGGCAACCACCUCCUGGUUGGAUGCACGCAUUGGACCGAUUAACUGAUGCCAGCCGCAGGUUGGACGCCCUGUUUAGAGGCAAUCACUUGCUGAUCUUUGUUCGGUAAUAAUUUUUUUUUAUUGAUCCUGUUUCAUCA
This is a messenger RNA of Ananas comosus (pineapple), 1288 nucleotides long. RefSeq lists its product as uncharacterized. The record is from RefSeq and is a predicted model, not a curated record. NCBI's taxonomy places the organism in Eukaryota, Viridiplantae, Streptophyta, Magnoliopsida, Poales, Bromeliaceae. The coding region runs from base 1 to 1197 and encodes 398 amino acids. The transcript is spliced from 6 exons. Gene Ontology annotation, biological process: RNA processing.